This is a messenger RNA of Glycine soja, 2403 nucleotides long. Its product is annotated as ubiquitin-like-specific protease 1D. Bases 235 to 2019 code for a protein of 594 amino acids. Lineage: Eukaryota; Viridiplantae; Streptophyta; Magnoliopsida; Fabales; Fabaceae. Gene Ontology annotation, biological process: proteolysis. The transcript is spliced from 14 exons. The record is from RefSeq and is a predicted model, not a curated record. Gene Ontology annotation, molecular function: cysteine-type peptidase activity.
UUUAUUGGAACAUAAAAAAGGGAAGAACGAUUCCCAAAAUAAUUGGGCAGAGCAGGAAGGGGGGGGCUGAAGAAAGAACAGAGGAGACGAGGAGCAAACCACACACAAGUGUGGUGUGUGGUGGUGGCGCGCCACUCACUGCCCCCAUUUUCUAUCUUCAAUUUCUGCACUCAACAAUUUCACAAGUAACGUAAAAACCCAACACUUUCAACUCACUCUCCUCUCAAAUGCACGAUGGAGGAACAACAGCGGCAACAACAAAAACCAAAGAGUCCUCUCCCCAUUGACUGGAGCCGGCAGUUCCAAAGUGACUCGCCGCCGCGCGACUACGACAUCCUGCCGGCCUCCUCCUCCGCCGAUCAGGACGACCUCUCCGCUAUUCCCGAUCACAAGCUCAGGGAGUCGAUUCAGAGCAAGAAGAGAACCCUCGACGUUACCGGCAAGAAUUUGCCCGACAAAGGCACCAAGCUUCGCGCUACCAUCGACCGCUACCAGCAGGAACUUACCCACCGGGAGCAACAACAGCGUCUUCGCCAGGAAGAUGACAAGGACCGGAAGCCGCAACCCGGACAAGCUUCAAGCACAGAUGCUGUUACUGAGGGUGUGUCUAAUGACUUGAGAGAAGAGAAUUUGUUGUCUCAAGCUCAGUCACAAUCCACUUUUACAUCUUGCUUUGUUAAACAAAUGGAAGAUAAUACUAAUUGUACAGCUUCUGAUGCAUUUAGAAAAGAGAUGUCACUUUUCAAACAUAGUGACUACCAGAAAAUACAAGACAAGGGUGAGCCUAGAAGAAGAAAGAGACAUCGAUCAUCAUCAAGACAACUGCAGUUUCAAUGCCCCAGUAAACUUUCCAAACGUAAUACUUUUAGUGAUGGUAAAACUUGCAGAGCAACUUCCAGUUUUGGUCUGCGGAAUAAUGGGAGAAAUCUGCCAAGAUGCUACCCAAAAGUGCAUGGUAGGAAGGAUGCUUUUCAGGCAAUUCAAUUAGAUGGCUCUAGGUCCAGGAAGGGUCUGCCCAUUGUUCUGGAUGUUGAUGACGAUGAUGGCGGCAACAACAACGACGAAUACGACGACGAUGAAGCUCAUAUUGUGGAGAAAACAGAAAACAAAUUUCCUGAAUACCUGAAAGAAGCUAAGAUCUAUUUUCCAUCAAGAGAUGAUCCAGAGUGCGUUGAAAUUUGUUUCACAGACACAAAUUGCCUUGCCCCGGAAGGCUAUUUAACAUCAACUAUUAUGAACUUCUACAUUCAAUAUUUGCAGCAACAAGCAUUGUUGACAAAUAGAUCGUUAUCUGCCUACCAUUUUUUCAAUACAUAUUUCUACAAGAAGCUUAAAGAAGCUGUUUCCUACAAGCAAAGUGAUAGAGAGAUCUUUGCAAAGUUCCGAAGAUGGUGGAAAGGUGUAAAUAUUUUUCAGAAGGCUUAUGUUUUGAUUCCAAUACACGAGGACCUUCAUUGGAGCUUGAUCAUUAUUUGCAUCCCAGACAAAGAAGAUGAAUCGGGGCCAAUCAUACUUCAUUUGGAUUCUUUGGGUCUUCACUCUAGUAAAUCAGUUUUUGAUAAUAUUAAAAGCUAUUUGAUUGAAGAAAAGAACUACAUGGAUCGAGAAGACAUGGCUUCAGAUGUUUCAAUUGCGGAUAGAAUAUGGAAGUGCCUUCCUCGUAGAAUCGAAUCUCAAAUCAUUCAGGUUCCCCAACAGAAGAAUGACUAUGACUGUGGUCUUUUUGUAUUGUACUUCAUUGAACGUUUCAUGGAGGAGGCACCGGAAAGACUGAAAAUGAAAGAUUUAGAUAUGUUUGGAAGGCGAUGGUUCAAACCUCAAGAGGCGUCCAAUUUGAGAGUGAAAAUCCGUAAGUUGCUUGUAGAAAAAUUACAGAAUUCAGUCACGGAUAAUUGUAAUUUGGAAUCUUCUCCUUCAUCAUCUGCUGGCCCUGCAACUGAUUGUGUUGAGACUGCCAGGGAUUCUCUGACUGGCCCUGCAACUGAUUGUGUUGAGACCACCGAGGAUUCUGUGACUUAACAUGGCAGAAUUGCAAUUGUCAUUUCCUUGAACGAACAAUCUGUUGAUAUUCAUAUGGUUGGUGCCAGUUUUUUUUUUCCUUGUACAGAAGCCAGCUAUUCAGCUGGUAAUUUUUGGAUAGAGUUUUCCUAUGACCUGGUAAAUAGUCCAUCAGUCUUUAAUCCAAGCAAGGGUGGCUAACAGUUGGCUGUGCAGAAAUAACAAAGAACUCUAGUUCCUAACCUUUCCAAAUGUAUAGUAGGGGAAACAGUACAAAACUGACAACUAGAGGCAAUAUAGAGUUCAAAUCUACCCGGUAUUUUUGGAAGUUGUUUUCAUCCCAACUUUACUUUCGUAUUUAUGAUAUAUAGGAAUAAAACGAUUCAUAGCAUUCAUUUUACCCAA